Messenger RNA from Parasteatoda tepidariorum (common house spider), 888 nucleotides. NCBI's taxonomy places the organism in Eukaryota, Metazoa, Arthropoda, Arachnida, Araneae, Theridiidae. The record is from RefSeq and is a predicted model, not a curated record.
AUGAAACCUCGUAACUGCAUUCGGAGUUGUGAGUUUCAAUUAGCAAAGGGAGAAAAUUCGUUUCUUGAGUUGAAAUGUACUAGAGACUUAAAAGUUUACUUGAAUUUAUGGAAACCCUCAAUCGGUGUCAAAACUGGAUUGCUUACUAUCACUGUUACAGACGAAGACUCUACAAUUUACUGCAAAACGGUAUCGAGGAAUUAUGUUAAUGAUGAAAAAGGCACAAUCGAUUUACUUAAAGACUUCAAAGGCCCUUUACCACCGUCUAUUAAAUAUCCAUUAGUCAUCAACUGUAGUUCUAAUGAUUGGAAUGCUGCUGUUGAGUGUAAAGAUUCAGAGAACUUAUCACAUUCGAAUAAUUUACGAGAGCUUUCCUUGCAUUUUAAAAAAAUUCUGGAUGAAACCGUUUACUCGGACAUCGUUCUUAAAGUGAAUGAAGACAAAAUCAAAGCUCAUAAAUUGAUAUUGCAAGCUCGUUCCCCUGUCUUCCACAAGAUGUUCACUCAUGAAGCUGCGAAGAAUCCGAUAGCUAUCUCAGACAUUGGAUCAGAAACAAUGAAGAGGCUUCUCAAUUUUAUCUACACUGGUGCAACGGAUGAAUAUGGCUUUGGAGAACUUACGGAACUCUACUAUGCUGCUGACAAAUACGAAGUGAUUUCUUUACGAGAUAGUUGCAAAAUAAAAUUGCUGAACCUUCUUCAAGUGGAUAAUGCGUGUGUCUUAUUUGUCUUAGCAAACAGACACAGCGACGAAGUUUUCAAAAAUGCAGUGGCGCAAUUUAUCUGCGCGAAUUUUAAAUCAGUGGUCAAAACAGAAUCUUUUGAUGAACUGAGUAAAGAUGACAUGAAAUUUCUUACGCGUUUGUAUAUGAAUGAUAUGGAAGAGUGA